AAUCAACAUCCCGCAGCUCACAGCAUAGUAACUAGGUCGAGCACCAAUCGACCAUCCACAUUUCUACGGAGCAUCUGUAAUCGCCGCUACAUCGCAUCUCCGGCCCCCUCGCACCCCUCAUUCUCACCCCAUCACAAUGUCCGAAGGCACAUCUCCUCCACCGCUCUCCUCCCUGGCCGACCUGGACACCGAAGGCGCCUCACCAUGGGGCGACGAGCGAUCCUCGAGCACACCUCCUGUCGCUCUACCAACCGACCACGAGAACGGCUUCAAAUCCGAGCACGAAGAAUCACACGGCGCGCCUGCAGCUGAACCCUCGGCAACACAGGACGGAGGAGAAGGGGACUCGAACCCAAACCCACCGCCGGCCCCGAAAACCCGGCGGACUCCGCGUCGUCCCGGCCGCCAGGUCGUCCGCGCCGAGGCCAUCUCAGAUGAUCAGGGACCGCUGGGCCCCCUGGGCGACGGCUCGUCCGAGCCUACUACUCCGCUACUACAGUCGACCGCCCAGGAUGUUCCGCCGCAACCCCCAGUAAAGGAGGCGUCGCCGCUCGCGGCGGGGAGAGGGAGCGUAGUUUUGGCUGCGGCGGCUGCGGCAAGGCCGGGAAUGAGGGAUGCUCUUGACAAUAUUGGGUUUGACGAUGAGGAGGGCGAGACACGGGGACAUCACGGUGGUGGCGGUGGGAGCGGUGCUGAGGGGCAGCCCGCUGCUGCUAAGCCGAUGUUCGAGAUUGUCGUGGGCGAUCCGCAUAAAGUUGGAGAUCUGACCAGUGCGCACACCGUCUACAAUGUUCGAACAAAGACCACCUCCAAAGCGUUCAGAGUCCCUGAGUUCUCGGUCACCCGCAGGUACAGCGAUUUCUUGUGGCUUUACAAGGUGCUGAAUACCAAUAAUCCUGGUGUCGUCGUCCCUCCGCCUCCGGAGAAGCAGGCCGUCGGUCGGUUCGAUGAGAACUUCGUCGAGUCGCGCAGAGCAGCAUUGGAGCGUAUGGUGAAUAGGAUUUGCCAGCACCCAAUCCUGCUGCAGGAUGGAGACCUCAAGUUGUUCCUCGAGUCGGAAUCGUUGAGCCAGGAUAUCAAGAAUCGUGAGAAGCAGUCGCCGCUCCCCGCGGAAAGCAAGGGGUUCCUGGGCUUUGGUGGUGGGAUAUCAUCCUCCAAGUUCAUCGAGACAGACGAUUGGUUUCACGACCGCCGCCAGUACCUCGACGCUCUCGAGACGCAGCUCAAGAACCUCCUCAAAGCCAUCGAUGGAGUAGUGAAGCAGCGCCGAGACCUUGCCGAAGCAGCCAACGACUUCAGUUCCUCGCUGCACGCACUCUCCACCGUUGAGCUUUCCAAAUCGCUAUCCUCCCCUCUUGACAACCUUUCCGAGCUUCAAAUCCGCAUCAAAGAGCUGCACGAGCGACAAGCCGCACAGGACGUCCUCACCAUCGGCAUCACUGUAGACGAAUACAUCCGUAUCAUCGGUUCGAUCAAGCUCGCCUUCCAGCAGCGCCAGAAAGCAUACCACUCCUGCCACGCCGCCGAAACCGAACUGAUCAAGCGCCGCACGACAUUCGAGAAGCUGCAGCGCCAGGGCAAAACACAGCAGGAUCGCCUCACGCAGCUCAGCGCCGAGGUAGCAGACUCGGAGCGGAAACUCCACCAGGCCCGCGUGCUGUUCGAGGAUAUGGGACGUCUCAUGCGCCAGGAACUCGAUCGCUUCGAACGCGAGAAGGUUGAAGACUUCAAGAGCGGCGUCGAAACUUUUCUCGAGAGCGCCGUCGAGGCGCAGAAGGAGCUCAUCGAGCUCUGGGAGAGUUACCUGCUGCAGCUGGAUAGGGAAGAGGAGGCCGAGGCUGCUGCUAACUACGGCAUCCCCACGCAAUCAGCCCCUACGACGCCGACGCAGCCUAGCGCACCGGUGCAUGAUGAUACCGAAACGGAGGAGGAGGGGGAGGAGGGGGAGAGAGAAGUCUAGCGAUUUUCCCGUCCCGCCGGCUCAUGGCCCUUUCUGUCAUUCUUUUUCGAGCUCUCUAUUUGUGUGAAGCGUUUUUCUUGUAGAUAUGUAGCGGCAUGCUUCAUAACGCUUCCGGUUUCUGUUC
This is a messenger RNA of Tricharina praecox, 2084 nucleotides long. Its product is annotated as Vps5 C terminal like-domain-containing protein. The record is from RefSeq and is a predicted model, not a curated record. The coding region runs from base 137 to 1960 and encodes 607 amino acids. Gene Ontology annotation, molecular function: phosphatidylinositol binding. The transcript is spliced from 3 exons. Gene Ontology annotation, cellular component: endosome. Gene Ontology annotation, biological process: retrograde transport, endosome to Golgi; protein retention in Golgi apparatus. Lineage: Eukaryota; Fungi; Ascomycota; Pezizomycetes; Pezizales; Pyronemataceae.